Rana temporaria (common frog) is the source of this 758-nucleotide messenger RNA. RefSeq lists its product as uncharacterized. NCBI's taxonomy places the organism in Eukaryota, Metazoa, Chordata, Amphibia, Anura, Ranidae. The transcript is spliced from 5 exons. The record is from RefSeq and is a predicted model, not a curated record. The annotation marks the transcript as partial.
GCGGCGCCGAGGAUUGUGGGUAUUGUAGUUCUCGCAUGUCGGAAAGCCCCUGACUUACCAUGGAGUCAUGACUACAAUUCCCAUGAUGCUCCGGCGCGGCGCCUGGCUCGGGGCGGGAUGCGGUGCGGUUCCAAUGUAUCAGUCACACUUGUAUUACGUUCUGCUGCCAGGAUACAGAGGUAUGGAGACGUUGCCGGCAGACAUGGAGGUGCAGUUGAUGGAACACAUACGUCACACGCUGACCCUGGACAGGAACAAAGAUCUGAUCAUAGAGAAGCUCCUGAGCCUCACCCUGGAGAUCAUCCACCUGCUGACCACCGAGGAUUUUGUUGUUGUGAGGAAGUCACGUGAUCACCUCAAAGAUGGCAGCAUCCCCUCCGUCCCGGAUAGAGGAAGCGAGGCCGCGAGCCCCAUGGCGGAGUCCCUCUCCGGGGCGGAGGACGGCAGCUUUCACCAGAUGGACCUGCAACCCACCGUGACCUCUCAGAAGGAAACCAAAAAGGUUUUAAUAAAACAUGAAGAGGUGCCCAGCCUGUCCCUGAAAGAAUGGGACCAUUCAGGGUUCCAUAAGGAGGACAGUGACCUGGAUACUCCACAGACUCCGCGCUCAGUGGGUGACGGCAAUGAGAAGACAGUGGAAAGCUGUGAGAGCGCCCCCUAUCCUCGGGACUGUAUGGCAGAAGAUAACCAUGUUAUGGCUCAGGGUUAUCAGGUACAGGCAGAAGAUAUCUGGUAUACUGUGUUCCUGGACUUUUGUU